UAUAAAUUCCACUUCGACCCUAAUAUUUUUUUAUUUCUGGUAAAAACUUAAAAUCGUCACCAAAAAAGAGAGAGAGACGCUAGAAAGAACAUACAAAGAAAGCGAAGAAAGCUUCCGAAGAAGAUUUGAUUUUUGAUCGAUUUCAUAUUAACAACGAACAACAAAGAUCAUCUGCGUGAGAAAGAAGAAGAGAUUUUUGUAUUUCCCCAUUAAAGAAGAGACUCGACUCUAAAUCCUGGAGUCAUUCACGAUAGAUUCUGUGAUUGCGACUAAGAGGACGAUGGCUAUAUAUGAUCAAACCGGAACCAGUACACAGAAGAAAAGGAAAUCAAGGGCUCGAGCAGAUGGUUUAACAGUAGCUGAUAGGUUAAAGAAGUGGAAAGAGUACAACGAGACUGUUGAAGCUUCGAUUAUUAUACAAGGAGAGAAACCCAGACGCAAGGUUCCUGCCAAAGGGUCUAAGAAAGGUUGUAUGAAAGGUAAAGGAGGACCUGAGAAUCCUCACUGUAGUUUUAGAGGUGUUAGACAAAGGAUUUGGGGUAAAUGGGUUGCAGAGAUUCGGGAACCUAAUAGAGGGAAUAGGCUUUGGCUUGGUACUUUUCCUACUGCUGAAGAAGCUGCUUCCGCUUAUGAUGAAGCUGCUAGGGUUAUGUACGGUUCGUUGGUUCGUCUUAACUUCCCGCAGUGUGUUGGGUCUGAGUUUACUAGUACGUCGAGUCAGUCUGAGGUGUGUACCUUUGAGGAUAAGGCGGUUCUUUUUAGUGAUAUUUGUGUGAAGCAGGAAGAUACAGAUUGUGAAAGUAAACAAUAUAGUCAGAUAUUAGAUUUUCGGGAAGAGUCUGGUGAAACCAGGAUGAACAAUUGUGCGGUUGGACAUCAAAAUAUGGACACCGUGCUGAAUUACGAUUUGCUGAAAGAGUUUGAACAGCAGUAUUGGGGCGAAGCUAUGAAGGAAGAGGUGAGACCAAAGCAGGAAGAAGAGGAGAAAGCAAAGCAGGAAGAAGAAGAGAUGCAGCAACGUCUAUAGCUACAGCAGGAACAGCAACUGCAACUGCAACCUGAUUUGCUUACUGUUGGAGAUUAUGGUUGGCCUUGGCCGAGUGAUCAGGAGCUUUGGGAUCCUAAUGAGUUGUUUGAUAUUGAUGAACUCCUUGGAGACAUAAAUGAAGACAUGUUACCUAGUCCUGGUCAGAGCGAGGACCAAAACCACAUAAAUUCUGGUAGUUGUGAUAUGCAUCCGCUUCAUCUGGAGCCACACGAUGGUCACGAGUUCGAUGGUUUGAGUUCCCUGGAUCUUUGAGAGUUCUGAGGCAAUGGUCUACAAGACUACACCAUAAUCUUUGGAUUGAUCAUAGCAGAAACAAGAGAUAAGUAUUAAUGAGCUGAUUUAUUGGGGCAAAUAGUUUGAACAGCAGUAUUGGAGCAAAUUUAUUCAACCUUUGAACCUUGAACUUUUUUGUAAAUGAUGCUUGUUUGUGAACAGAUAAGUGGCGUAGGAGCAACACGUGUUAAUAAGUGGAGCAAUCUGUUCAAAUCUUCAGAUGAACUUUCAUCUCAAGCAUGUAAAGGUGUUGAAUCUAGGACAUCUCCUUCUCAAGUUCCGUCUUUCCGCCAAGACAGUGGAGGUUUCAGAAAUGCUUCAAAGGAAGGUGAAGAUGUCAAAGUGAAUCCUUAUCAUCACUAACAAAAUUAUCCAUCCAACACAAAAGGGAACCUCUACUACAGCUAACAAUAGAAUAGGAUGUAGCAUUAGCAAGGAAGAUCCUGCUGAGGAUACAUAUUCAGUCAUCGGUUGGGAUGCAGCAUCUUCCUUUCAAGUCCAUCUAGAUGGACUGAACAAGAUUUUGGAGGACCCUAAGGAUAAGGAUGGUCUCCAGAGCUUUGUGGGUAACAUGGGAGCAGCUUCGUCAUCGAUGGUGCAUAAUUCUUGGGAGGAUGAGAAGAUUUCCGGGGACUUUGAGGAAAGAAGCAUAGCUAAAUCUCCUUGUGGAUCCUCCUAUGUUUCCGCCACUACAGGAGAUGUGGUUGAUGACAUCGGACGUAUGGAUCAUUUCAAGAUGGAAACGGGAUCCCCCACCUUCGUGGAUAUAUUGACUGAGAUAUUAUCGGAAGUGAAGGAGUUGAAGCAUACUCAGAUGAAACGAGCUGAGAGGAUGAUUACUUUGGAGAUGGAGCUGCUUGAAUCAAGAAGGGAGAUACUUCGGCUAAAAGGGAGCAAUGGAAGUUUUUAAGCACAUGCAUGGUAAGCUCAAAUUAAGAAUAAACCCUUGGGGUUUGUAAUGCUUCUCUAGCUACUUCUCGUCUUUUGAACAUAUGUGAAGAAGAAAAAAAGGAAUAUGGAAAUGAUUUGACUUGGUAUGCUUCAGUUUCAGUAUGUCUUACUGAAAAAUAGGUAUAUGAUAGUUUUUUACUCA
Molecule: messenger RNA, 2414 nt
Organism: Camelina sativa (false flax)
Lineage: Eukaryota; Viridiplantae; Streptophyta; Magnoliopsida; Brassicales; Brassicaceae
Source: RefSeq, a predicted model, not a curated record